This is a messenger RNA of Miscanthus lutarioriparius, 492 nucleotides long. NCBI's taxonomy places the organism in Eukaryota, Viridiplantae, Streptophyta, Magnoliopsida, Poales, Poaceae. The record is from the annotation of a GenBank genome assembly.
AUGGGGGCGGCAACCGUGCCUCGCCGCCGCAGCCUCCUCAUUGCCAGGGCUACCACCAAAUCUGCCGAGCACCAAGAGCCAGCAGCAAUACCCGCCGAUGGCGCUCAUCGUGCCAGUGGGCGGUGGCGCCGAGCCGUGAUGUUGUUCAGCGCUGCCGCCGCCCUCACAGGAGCCACAACAGCCGCCAUCAGCCAAUCGGCAAGAGCGGACGAAGAACGCGCUGGUGGAUGGUCUGAUAUAGAAGACUUGAGUGACCCACGUGUCCAGGAUAUCGGUAAAUGGGCUGUCUCUGAGCACAAUACACAGACCGGGAGCAACAUGCAGUUCGUUGGGGUCCUUAUUGGUAGGAAACAAGUUGUCGCGGGCGUGAAUUACAUCCUUACUCUCGAAACGAAGGGGUCUAGGGCCCCUUUGUGGGAAGCUAGCGUGUUUGAUCCACUGCCUGGUGGUGGGAAACGUCAGCUUAACUCGUUUUUGCCAUUGAUUAGGUAA